ACAAAGCAGAAGAACAGUUCUAAAAUUAGAACUGUAGAUGAGAAGGCUGCCACGGCUCUGGUGCUAGUCACUAGUGCUUUGAUGGACACCUGUGCUCCGCUCGACUUAGAAGGGCUGCACGCAUGGUGGACCAACUACUUUCCUGAUACACACACCCCGACACAAGCCAACACACACACACAUGUACAGGGAGAUAUGCCUACACACAUAUGCCCACAGACGCCUGCAAAGGCAGUGGGCGUUUUUGACUGGCUACAAGCGUGCGCGCAGUUUGCGGCCGGUCGUGUAGAAUACGCGCUCGCUAUUUUCACGCAAGUAUGCGUGUUGCUUAGCAACGGUGCUCCAGAUAUACCUACCAACCCGGCCACUGCCAGCGACCCUGACACGCCCACGUGGCAUGGGCUGAGUGAGAAAGCACGUGCGCUUGUGCUGAGCUAUGUACGGCUGCAACGGAGGCAGUGUGAGCUGAUCCUGAGUGUCGGUGUCGACACAUCGCCAAUCGAAUGCAACGAGAAGAUUGCACCCAUACAAUGGCGUGCGAGUGUGGAUGUGAACACAGCAAUGUACAGUGGUGUAGGUAUGGGGCAAGGUAGUGCGAUGAAACAGGGCGAUGGGACGGGUCACGCAGCGGUAGGUAGUACUCCACAGCUCUUCUCUGUAGGGACUCCGUCUAUGCCGGGUGUGCAGGUGGAUGCGGGUACAGCUGUGGGUGUGAGUGAGAGGGAGGAGAGUGCGCAUAUGAGGGCUAUAGUGCGUGACCAACUGACUGUGUGGUCUGAUGCUGCCGACACGACGUUGUCUGACAACCAAUGGAAAGGUUUUAUGAACGGGAGUGCAAGCCAAUCAAAAUCCACCAAAAGGGACGGUAACUAUGGUGACGGCUGGGCCGAGUUUGGGCUGUUGUCUCAGUUGGAUGUCAUCGGAACACGGCACAUUGCGCAUCAACUGUUACAGAAUACAGGAAGCACUCACCACACACGCACACACGCACAUAUGCCUACCAAACAUCACACACAGCCUCGCACGUACAGUAUAUCGGGACCCUCUCAUCCGUUCAUGCGCGAUCUCGCACACACUUUGGGGCUCGCCACUGCGAUGUGGGGUGACUGGCGAGGUAUAGCUGGUCUACAGCAGCUGGGAAUGCUUACUCUGGGUUCAACUGGUGGUAGUGGACAAUUAAGCAGGAAUGAUCUUGUGACUGUCCUGGAAGAGGCGACGACUGAGAGAAACUCGAAUCUCAACCUGAAGGCUAUCAUGUGGUCCACUCGGAUGCUUUCUAGAAGUACUGCUGGGCACACGAGAAGCUCUGUUCCGUUGGCACGUGUCAUGGGUGUCAGCAACGAUGUCUCGAGCUACGGUGGGAUCAACACGGUACUCGCCACUGUUACCUACCUUCGUAACCAUGGUAACCCGCACAUGGCCCUUUCAUUUCUGUCUCGAUUCCGUGCGAGUGCUAUAAAUAGCGUCAGCGCCCACCGAAGCUCCGCACACUUACCAUCUUUUGAAAGCGGGACGCAAAGCGAUACGAUGACGGCAAAUGUAAACGCAAGCUGGUUGGCUGUGGAGAGAGCACGGGCGCUUUAUGAUGUGGGCAGAGGCCAGGAAGCUGUGCACAUCGUCCAUGAAGUACUGCUGGGGUUCCCAAUUGAUGUCAUGGCGAGUCGAUCCAUGGCAACAUCGCAGAAACUGCGCUUUCGUGUGCGUACCGGAGACAAUCUAACGAAAGACCAGGACCGGUUGAAGGCGGCUGUGCUGAUGUCACUGGCGCAAUGGCUGGACGACGGACAGUCUUCCUACACACAACCACUACGCCAAUUGACAGCACAGAUUGGGCUACUCAACUCCAACGAUUGGGAUACCACCGCAGAAACCAGCACACCCCCACACCCACACAUGACAGCACAGACACACGCACAGACACACACGCCCAUGCACACGUACAUGUCGCCUGAGGUCAUCCGUAGUGUGCUGUCGUUUGCGGCGCAUCUGUCGCCUGCAGAUGCAGACAUUCGCUUUGCCUACGCCAGCCACUGCUUUGCGCUGGGCAAGCACGCGGUUGAGCACGUGCACACCCGCGGCAACCGACUCGUGUUGGGCCGGACAGAGUGGGAUGCGUUGACUACAGCUGUGUCUGGUUAUUUGUCCACUACCACGGAUGGUACGGAUGAUACGGGGGCUGAGCGUGAGCAGCACAGUACGAUGUGUGCUUGCACCGAGAGCCCAGAGGCAUUCGUGGAAAGGGGGGAUGCGUAUGUGUGCAAGUGUGGGUGUGGGGACUGUAGAGAAGGCGUGUGUACCACUCGGCUGGUGGUUGCCAUAGCAACGGUGCUGCAGCGGGUGGAGUGGAGUAUGGCUGAUCAGCUGCACGACACCGAUAAACACAUCGCACCCGUAGCCAUCGACACUCACACUAACGACACGGGCAAGCAAUGGCGCAUCACGCGAAAGAGUUUGCAGAUCAAGCUCCAUGCCUUGCUGUCACCUCACGCUCACAAACACAAACACAUGCACAUGCACCCCCCCCCACACACGCACAUGCACCCCCCCACACACACCACACACUCAUCUACAGGCAAUCACGUACACGCGGACCACAGCGAGACCGCUCUUACUUCCAAUGGAGGGGUUGUGUGCGAGUGUGGGUGUGUGCACAUGUGUGUGGACAGUCUUGUGUGUGUGCGUGAUGCAUGUAUCACACGCACACUCUCGCCGCUGGCUCGGGCGGCCGCAGAAUACUUUACCUACCUGCAGAUCACUGCGGGCGGCGUGGGCGGCUCCGAUGGUUCUAAAAAUAGAACGGCCGAUUCUAUUAAUAGAAUGAAACCGUCCGCCCAUCUAGGCCACACGGGCACACAAGCAUCCACACACACACAACCCAACACGCAUGCGCACGCUAACGCUAACGCGCGCAUUCGAUCCCUGGUGGCACCGCUUCGUCUGUUGAAGCUGUUGGUGCACUUUGGGCCAGAGCUGGCUGGGGUCAUGACAGAUGGUCUGGAGACCACUCCAUGGGUUGCGUGGGCGGCUGUAGUGCCACAGUUGCUGGCGCAGUUCUCUCAUCCAGAGCAGUACGUGUGCGACCGCAUUGUGGCGUUGAUCUCUCGUAUUGGGCUGGUUAAGCCGCAGGCAGUGGUAUUUGCUGCACUGGCGGGUGCGUGGUCGUCUCGUCAGCUGAGCGAGAGUGUGCGUGAACAGUUUGAAGUGGUUGUGCAGUCGCUACGGGCCACUCACGGGUCUCUCGUGUCGGGUGUGGAGACGCUUAUGCACCAGCUGGCGGGUCUAAGCCAACUGCCCGAGGAGCGGUGGAGAAGUGUGUUGGGUCGACUGGCGCGGGACGUGGCGCAGAGGAUCCAUCGGCUAAAGUCACCGCUGCACCGCAUAGCCAAGAGCACUCACAUUGGAGCCCAUGACAAGAUCACCAUCGCCGAAAACCAGUGCAAAGCUGUGCUAGAUCCGCUCGUUCAUGAACUAGAGCGCCUGCGUGACCAGACAUUCUGCUCGACCAAUGAGAACUCAGGACACACUAGGCCCAGCUAUAAGAGCCAAUCAAAUCACGAUCGUCACUUUGCGCACACAUACCGCGAGAGAAUAGAGAGUGCUUUGCAAACUUUGUCGUUCCCUUGUGGCAGCGCCGUCUUGGAUGCAGCGGUUGUCAUGGCAAGCACCAAGUCGUCGAGUGGUAAAAUCAGCUCCAGUGCUGCGUCUGCAAAGUCUGACACUCCGACUUUACAGUCGCUACUGUGGGGACCGUUCAAUGACAUUCUGGAGUCUCUCAAUGGACAAAUAAGGAGCAGUGACCGCACCCGCAAAAGACUCAAGCUGGCUGACAUUGCCCCGGGGCUGGUUCAGGCUAAUUUAUCCGCUGUUUAUCUGCCACUUGAUAGAAGAGUGUCCGGUGCCAGCCUGACCGAGCCAUCUAUUUAUAGAUUCGUGGACGAAGUCGAAAUUCUACCUACCAACACCCGGCCAAAGAAGAUCAAAUUAUGGGGCUCUGAUGGGGCUCUGUACACAUACCUGUACAAGGGUGUGGAAGAUAUGCACUUAGAUCAAAGGAUUAUGCAGUUUCUGCGUGUAGUCAACACCCUCCUUGGCGACACCACGCUCUCAUCUGCCGGUGGCCUGGCUGGUCGUCUUGGCAACGGUAGCCAUGGCAACGAGCAGGAUUCGCUCCUGUCCAACUUGUCGUCCAAUCUGCUCUACACGAACACAUACGCAGUAACUCCACUGGGCGAACGCUGCGGACUGAUUCAGUGGGUGGAUGGAGCUGUGCCCCUGUAUUCACUCUAUCGCAGAUUCCAGCAACGAGGAAUCGCUUGUGGCACCAUCCCCUCCACCGCCGCCUUGCGUCCGUCCGAACAAUUCUGGUCACUCGUGGGGCCCGCGCUAGACAAAAGCGGGACGUCCCGGAAUAAGAGCCGAGACAAGUGGCCGCAGGGAGUGCUAUACAAUGCCUUUUGUGAAUUAGCUAAGACUGUGCCGGACUCACUGGUACACAAUGAGAUGUUCACCCGUGCAGCGACACCUGCUGACUGGCGGAGGUUGUGUGUUUCUCCGCCCGCCCUCCACAGUUUGCCUCUCAUCCUCAUGACAUAUCACACCUCACAGCACUGUGUGUGA
Molecule: messenger RNA, 4617 nt
Organism: Sphaeroforma arctica JP610
Lineage: Eukaryota; Ichthyosporea; Ichthyophonida
Exons: 14
Coding region: 82-4617 (1511 amino acids)
Biological process (GO): TOR signaling; negative regulation of macroautophagy
Cellular component (GO): TORC2 complex; nucleus; TORC1 complex
Molecular function (GO): protein serine/threonine kinase activity
Source: RefSeq, a predicted model, not a curated record